Prunus armeniaca (apricot) is the source of this 223-nucleotide messenger RNA. NCBI's taxonomy places the organism in Eukaryota, Viridiplantae, Streptophyta, Magnoliopsida, Rosales, Rosaceae. The record is from the annotation of a GenBank genome assembly.
UGACAGUCAAAGUGUCAUAUGCCUAGUCAAGAAUCAAGUGUUUCAUGGGAGGUCUAAGCAUAUCAAGAAUGUGGAAGGAAUGGGGGAAACAGCCCGUCAAGAGGUUGCAGACCCAAUGACUGGGUUCUGCAGCUCGAGUGAUAGCAAGGCACGCUCGAGCGGCAGUUCUCAGACUCAGGCGAAAAAGAAUACCCGCUCGAGCGGCAAUCUCAUACUCGAGUAG